Messenger RNA from Miscanthus lutarioriparius, 462 nucleotides. Lineage: Eukaryota; Viridiplantae; Streptophyta; Magnoliopsida; Poales; Poaceae. The record is from the annotation of a GenBank genome assembly.
AUGUCGUCGUUGAUGAACGCGCUGUCCAACUGGCUGGUGAACCCGCGCCGCAACCCGCUCGCGCGCCUCCACAUGCACGCCGUUUCCUCGCGUCUCAGGAAAUACGGGCUGAGGUACGACGACCUGUACGACCCCUACUUCGACCUGGACAUCAAGGAGGCGCUCGGGAGGCUUCCCAUGGAGGUGGUCGAUGCACGCAUCCAGCGCCUCAAGCGUGCCAUGGACCUCUCCAUGAAGCACCAGUACCUCCCCGAGCACCUCCAGGUUCGUGCCCCUUCAUUUCCCCUUGAUCUGGAUCUCUCGAUUCAUAUUAUGGUCGUGAUUGUUGUGACGGUAGCGUCCGAGGCACAGCAGGUUCCAUUCAGAGGAUAUUUGAGUGACAUGUUGGCUCUGGUGAAAAAGGAAAACGCCGAGCGUGAAGCACUGGGAGCCCUUCCACUCUACCAGAGAACACUUCCCUAG